Gasterosteus aculeatus aculeatus (three-spined stickleback) is the source of this 2990-nucleotide messenger RNA. RefSeq names its product patatin-like phospholipase domain-containing protein 2. Gene Ontology annotation, cellular component: cytoplasm; membrane; lipid droplet. Gene Ontology annotation, molecular function: triacylglycerol lipase activity. The record is from RefSeq and is a predicted model, not a curated record. Gene Ontology annotation, biological process: lipid homeostasis; triglyceride catabolic process. NCBI's taxonomy places the organism in Eukaryota, Metazoa, Chordata, Actinopteri, Perciformes, Gasterosteidae.
AGUGAACGUGAUCAGACAUUUUCCAUGCAUUUGAUAACAUUCAAUAAAUCGGUGUCCUUUACAGAAGUGAAGUAAAUGUUGGAGUGAAAGAACAAAUGCAUACAAAGUGAUCCUGUGUUUGGGGAUGUCACUUUAAAAAUCUGUGAAUGAAUUACAUCUUGAUAAGUUGCAGUGAGCUGCAGAACUACUUUUCUUGAGAUAAGAUAUCUAUGACCGACCCCGUCUUCCAGCUCUCUAUCAUUUGAGUUUGUCUUUUGGAAAAGCUGAACACAUACAAGGGUCGGCUGGUUGGAGCAUUAGUGCUGGUUAUGAAAGUUAUGGAAUCAACAUGACGUCAUACAGCUGCCUAAUUGCAUAUUCAGUUAAGUGACCUCAGCCUUAUUUUCUAAACAUGUGACAUUUUAGUCGAUUGAGUUAUGUAAUAGCAAAGCAAAGCCAACUGAGGCACUGUCCAUUGCACAUGUGGAUAUAAGAGAUAAGACAAUGUGUCUAAGUGAGUAUUGAUAGGAAUCCAAAAGCACCUGCUGUACUCUGGCUGGAGAGACUGUGCAGGCGCCACAGAGCUGCUUUUGAGUUGGUGGAAAGCUCGGAGAAGAAGAUGUUCGACUGGGACGAGGAGUGGAACAUCUCCUUUGCAGGCUGCGGCUUCAGAAGUGUUUACUACCUGGGCGCUCUGAGCUGUAUGCUAGAGCGGGUCCCUCGGCUGGUUCACGGAGCCUCGAAGAUCUGUGGAGCUUCAUCUGGUUGUCUCGUGGCUGCAGCCCUGACUGUUGGGAUUCCCAUCGAGCAGUUCAGCGCUGAUGUUUUGACUGUGGCCAAAGAGGCCAGGAGACACACUCUGGGGGUUUUCCACCCGACCUUCAGUCUGCAGCGGACAGUCCGCUCCCUGCUGGAGAAGCUUCCUGCAGACGCCCACCUGCGGGCCUCUGGGAAGUUGUGCGUGUCCCUCACCAGGCUGCCCGACUGGAAGAACGUGCUGGUGUCACAGUUUGAAAGCAGAGAGGAUCUCAUUCAGGUGUUGAUAUGCAGCUGCUUUUUCCCCGUUUACUGUGGUUUCAUCCCACCUUCCUACCGCGGGGUGCACUACAUCGACGGAGCCCUCAGCAACAACAUGCCUCUGUUCGAGCAGAGAAACACUAUCACUAUCGCCCCGUUCUCUGGCGAGAGCGACAUCUGCCCCAGAGAGGGGACCUUCAACUUCUUCGAGGUGCACUACGGCAACGUGAGCAUCCAGGUCAACACCGGAAAUGUGCACCGGAUCUGUACGUCCUUCCUCCCUCCCAGACCCGAGACGCUGGCUGAGAUCUGUCACAACGGCUACAUGGAUGCUCUUCUCUUCCUGGGAGAAAGAGAUCUGCUCGGAGCAGAAGGUCUCCUGCCAGGUCCGUCGGAUGUGAAAGAAGUGUCCCAAGAGACACUGCUGGAGGGACAAAACCCUCAUCGGGAAGAUCACCGGGGGCUGGAGGUCACAGAGAAUCUCCCAGGAUGCAUCAGUGAAGUGCUGUGGGAGGCGUGCAGGGACCGUCACAGGGGAGACACUCGGUGGUCUCAGGUCACUGACUUCCUCCCAGUCAGGCUGCUGAUGUGUCUUCUCAGCCUCCUCUUGCUGCCCGUUGAGCUGAUCUUCUCACUCGCCAAAAGGGCAUUUGGAGAGCAGCGCUGCAGCAGCUCCUCGACCUCCGACCUCACAGCCCGGACAGGAGGAGACGAACAAAUCAAACCGGCGGCCUCAACGAACGCCCCCAAUUCCAACAGCAACGGCCUGGACUCGUUCUCCCCCACAUCCAACUCCCCCAAUCUGAACACAGCGGGUUCAGAGACUUUAACCCGCUCACGUAAACGCAAAGGUCGUCAACCAGAAACCACUGCAGGCUAAACCCUUUUAAUAUGAAUGGAAUGGAAUAAUAUCGCUUAGUGUGACCCAACAGCCACAUGACAUGAGGACCAAAAGCUGGACUUCUCAACGAUCACACUUUAAAAACAGUAAUUGAUCCUGAUCUAAAUCAAGGUUAACAAACACACUUUGAACGCAGUUCAUGAAAUCAUUCCAGACUUGUUUUGAGUUGAAGAGAAGCACACAGAAGUUUGUAUCGAGAACAAUCUACUACUAUUUGGGUUUUAUGAGUCAACUAGGUUCAGUUAACACAACAUUGUGUGCGAUUUAACCCCGCUGUAGUUUACCUAGUUCACAAUCUUGUUAUAGAAACGUUUUCCAUAGGAUGAUGUCAGUUGAAGGGAUCAUACAAAACCUCGCAAUAGAUGCAUUUGUCAUAUGAAAAUUAUGAGAGUAACAAAAUGUGUUGUGUGCUCAACCUUUGUGGGAUGUCAAUUCAAAACACCUCAGCUAUCUUCACAUGUUUACAAUGAAAUGACCGAAGAGCAGUCCAAUAAUAUAAAAAAGGCAUCAUCAAGACAUUUUUAAUGGACACGUUUCAUAAAAUUCCUUGUGAGUGACAUUUUCAUAAUCAUACAAAAUGUAAUUCUAAAAUUCCUAGUCAAAAAGAAAACUGAUGAUAAAAGAUUGAAACCUGUAACAUUAUGUUGAAGGGCUGACCAGGAACUCUCCGUGGAGCCUCUAACAUGCACGAUGAUUUCAUCCAGCGAUCACCUGUCAUAGCACCAUGAAUGCUAACUAAAUCCCCAAAUCACAGAGGAUCAUAACGGCUCACACCGAUCCAUCAAACCGUCUGGAGUUUGAUUUACUGUCGAAACAGUAGAGGUGGAUGUUUACGCUUACUGCAUGGCCGUGCAGCGCGGUACAGUACAAAGGCUAAACAAACGUUUAAAUACAUGACCUUCUUCAAGACAGUCGAGCAUCAUUGUCCCUGAUUUCACAUAUUUUAAAAAAAGAGACUGCCUUGAAGAUGAUCAUACAUUAGAGCAGGACCGCAAACAAGAUUUUAAAAAAUAAAAUGCAGGGAAUAAUCUGCAAGUUCUACCAGAAAAGUCCAUCUAUGUGUGUGUAUGUUCCACUCGAAGACUAAUAAAAA